AGUGAAAACGGUGGUGCGCCUCAGUUUUGCGCCACACGGCAAUGGCGUAUGUUGUUGGUGUUUCUGUGUCGUUGUUAGUACCCCGCCGACAGGUCGUAUUGUCACUCUAUCAAAAUACGGAACGCGAGUGCAGAUAGAAACAGCAAAAGGCGAUCCGUGGGACGUGACUGUAUUUUCGAAAAGCCGCGGUGCAACCAUCUCGCAGGAUCCCGGAUGAUCUACAAGUGAUCCAAUAUGGCGUCGACCGAUCUGUCGUUCGGCUGCAUACCGGCAUUCUACAGAGAAGUCUACGAGAAGAUCUGCUCACCCACGAGCGGAAACGUGGAACGAGAAGUGUUUAAAUCCCUUCUUGUCAAGUCUCAGCUGAGCAGCUCCGUUCUCAGCCAGAUAUGGGAACUGGUUGACAGCAAGACGGGUUAUCUAACCAGGAGCGGAUUAUACAAAGGCCUUGCACUAGUCGCGUUUGCUCAGCAAGGGAAACAUCCGAGCGACAAACUCCUGGAGAACUCCGAAUCACAAGAAUUACCUGUUCCUGUUCUGGGCGAUCUCUCCGAGGUGACACUUUUGGCGCAAAGGUUGCACAAAGGCAGCAAUCCGGCGAAGUUGAACCUUACUUACUCAGAUAUAUGCAACCUGGACACAAUAGAGGUGAACUUGGUCCCUGAGAAAAAGGGGAUUUUCUUGAAACACGUGGAAUACCAAGUGACCAGCAAAAGAUUCAACUCCAUCGUUUAUAGACGCUACAACGACUUCGUGUCGUUGCACGAGCUUCUCUUAGCAAGAUUUCCCUACAGGCUGAUACCGAAGUUACCACCGAAAAAAAUCGUUGGAGCGGACUCGCAAUUUCUGGAAGAAAGGAGACGAUCCCUACUGAGAUUCCUCACCGUGAUUGCUCGACAUCCUGUAGUGAGCAAAGACCACAUCGUCCAAUUCUUCUUCACUUACACCGGCGAGGAGACGCAGCACAAAAUUCGAGAGGUAUUCAGGCGAGUGCCGGACGAAUUCGCGACGUCGGAACUGUCGUCGAGGGCAAAGGAACUGGUGCCACCGGAAACGUUGACCGAAUUCGCGAACAGCCGCGAUCAAAUCCGCGUGAUACUUCUUGGAAUUUCUCGGCUGAAGAAUAUCGCUGAUUGUCUGGCAAUAAGGUCUCACAGUUACGCGGUGGACAUGGCGGAGCUGGGCACACAGUUGAGCAAUUUGGCCUCGGAGCCUCAUGGCACCACCGCCUGGGCCACCGGUGGUUCCACCAUUUGGCAAGAGAUGAAGAAAGGUUUCCAUAUAAUUUCAAAGGAAUUUAAUCUGCUUUCAACGAGAGCGCUGCAGCAAGCAGUCAGAGAAGAAACGAUGGUAUGUGAAAGGCUAAAUCUCUUAUUGGACGUGCUGGUAGCACAUAGAAUCCUAUGCGAGAGGCACGAGCGCGGUGUCAGCGCCGAUCAUCAGCGUGCAUUGUCCACGAUGUUGUCCUUAAAAAAGCGACAAAUGCAGGGUGUUAUACGCGGGACUGACAGCUUUUAUUUACAGAGUGACACAGUUGAAUACCUGGAAAAUAAGAUGGUCGCUCAGGAAUCGGUAAUUGCAAACGUCGAGCUACGAAAUUGCUUUUCGUUGCACUGUUUACACAUGGAGACGCAACUCGUUCACGCCCAUUUAGAAAUACUUGCCACGGUUCUGCAAAGUCUUGUCAACGUCCAAAUUCGCGGCCAUUCUGAGCUCGCUGAAGUGUGGAAGUUAAUAGAACCAACGAUCAUGAAGUGUUUACCAGAGAAAACAACCAGUGGAUCAAAUGGGAUUUCAUAGCAAGAAAAGAAUAUCUAGGUAGAAAUGAGCCUUAUUAUUAAGGAAAGAACAGCCAGGUAAAUAUAAUGUAUGUUUGUAAGACGCCCAUGUUGAAUUUAUAUAUUUAAAAGACAAAUAUAUCUAAUCGCGCGAUAUAUAUUAUUACUAACAAUCAUUUAAAAUGAAGAAUCCGGGUGCAGUACAUAAUUACAAAUUAUGUUUUAAACACACACAAUUCGAAGACUUUUUUAAUACAUUCCUUGUUGUGUACUUAAUAUAUUUUAUGAGCUAUUCGACACUCGUUACACGAGUGUAUAAUAUUGUAUAUAAAAUAAAUGACGCUUUCUUUUGUAAAGAUGAAUAAUUAGAUGAAAUUCCUGUAAAAAAAAGAUAUUAAAAGAAUUGUAAAUAAUUUGUUUACCGAAAUAUUGUGUUUUUUUAUACGAUUUAGAAGUCUGAGAGUUAACGUAAUUUCCACACAUCACGUUGAUCGUGAAUACGCGGAAUAUUUUACACACAUUUAUAUACGAUACUCGCCUUUGUGUAAUGGUAACAAAAUAUAUUGUUAUUGAAUAA
This is a messenger RNA of Frieseomelitta varia, 2355 nucleotides long. RefSeq names its product sorting nexin-8-like. The transcript is spliced from 9 exons. Gene Ontology annotation, biological process: retrograde transport, endosome to Golgi. Lineage: Eukaryota; Metazoa; Arthropoda; Insecta; Hymenoptera; Apidae. Gene Ontology annotation, molecular function: protein binding; phosphatidylinositol binding. The record is from RefSeq and is a predicted model, not a curated record. Bases 235 to 1800 code for a protein of 521 amino acids.